CUUCGCCUCGUAAGAAACGCAACAAUUCUACACCAACAAAGAAGAACGCAGCUGAGAAGAAACAAAUUCUUCAGCAACUCAUUAGUCCUGCAUCCGCGAACAAUCAUUCCAAGAAAAUAACAAUGGGUGAACUGAUCCAGAUGUCAGAGAAGAAAACUCUUAGUACAGUAGAAAGUGCGCCAGCUUUUGUAGAAUACGGCUUUGAUACAAAGGAUACGUCGUUUGCGAGUGAAGGAUCGUCUACGUCGACGUCUCCUUCCAUGCGACAAAUAUCGGAUCCUAAACUAGAGAAAAAAGUUACGUUUGCUAGAUUACUUAAUAAGGUUUCAGCAGAAAUGAGUUCAAGCUCGGACGUAGAUAUGGUGAAUACUAUCACUAUACCAAUGGCAGUUAUCAGUGAUAGAACGAUGAGAGCCAAGGCAUCAAGCACUCCUCCGUCGCCAGGAGUUGAAGUCAGAUCACCACACAGCACAUCCAGUAAUCAAGGAAGUGAUUCCAUGUCAAGCUUAGAUUUAACUUUGGCACAGGCUACUUUAAAAAAAUGUCCAAGGACAGCAAAAAUUUCGAGCGCAGAUUCCAUCUUAGCUAUGUUUCGAAAUUUCUCGUCAUCUGCUGCACUCACAUCUAGGGCUUCAUCGGGUGGGAUAUCCAUUUCUAGCACACCGACUGCGUCAUCACCACAGGAUGAUACGCUGGAUGCUGACGAUGUAUCCAUAUCUUCAUCACAUAUACCAUCACUUGCUCCAGAUUCACCGAUAGCUCGACCACACAACACUAUUGAGAUUCAAGUUGUUGAUCCCCUUACCGCUCACAAGCCAACAUCAUCCAGCAACCUUCUCCACCCUCCGUCCAUCCUACUUGAAGUGCCAAGUUCGAUUAACAAGUGUCUAUCUCCAAUCCGGGAGCUCCCCACACCACUUCCUACUCCUUUACCAACUCCGUUGCACUCCCCGAGGAUGCCAAGGGCUAAAACAGAAACAAGUAAAAAGCGAGAAUCACCAAUAACCUGCGCUUCGCCCAGUGAAGACGAAUUAGAUGAAGAUAAAAUCGAACCGUAUCGGCCGCAUCCUGAGCUGAGACUAAAAUUACGACAACAAACACUGAGCACAGAUACUCCUACUCCGUCCACACACGUUACAGAUUCCCCAACCCCCAGCGUCACUCACAGUCAGGACUCCGAAAGGGAAAUGUCAUCGCCUUCUCCAGCACCAACUUCUUUAAGAGUUCCAGUCUUGACUAUAGAAAGACCAUCACCAGGCUCGCCUCCGCCCAGGAGAACACCUCCACAUCUCGAGUUCCAUGCACCUCCGCUAAUUACAGUUACUUAUAACGCUAGUGAAGAGUCGGAUGAGCCUCUGUCACCACGACCUCCGCAACAGUCUUCAAACAUGUGCUAUCUGAGUCCGUUUUCAAUGUCAGUAAGAGGAGAAAGAGCACCAUCAGAAUCAAACUUAUCAUCAUCGGGAUAUAGCUCAAUGGCUAGUCCAGGCCCAUCAAGAUGUGGAUCAAGUAACCCUCUAUGCCCUUCUGAAAUGGAAGAUCCAGGAUCUGGUGGAGGCCCAUCAUGUUUUCAAAGAAGACGGCCGCUAAUGAAAACCAAUUCAAGCCCGGCUGGAUCCGGCGAUGGAACCGAUGAACGAAGAAGAGGCAGAUCUGAUUCGGAAACUCUUUCAGAUGAUCCACUGUUGGAAUCCAAUGACGAAGGUAUAGGAACCGAUGAAAGAGUAGAUGACGUCCCAUCUAGUGCUAAAGAGUUAGAGACAUUGUCAAUUCUAAAGGAGGCUUUGGAUAUACCUCAACCGAACUUAUGCUCGUCGAGUGGAGUAACAAAAUGCUCUAUCGUAAAAUGCAUAAGUGUGGAACGUGGUCUGGAUGAAAGACCUUCGUUGCGACCACCAAUCCUGUUCUCUGAUUGCAGCCGUCCAUUGAGUCCAGUGAGUUCAAGAAGCGAAAGUCCCUUGAGCGAUAAAACUGGUCUAGGAAGGUUCUCGCCACAAUCUUACGGCAGAUUGCCUUUCACUGAUUCUGACGGACUUUACGACUUUCCAAGUACAGAAAGCGUGAAGGGUGGGAACUGUAAGAGCAGUAGCUCGCACAGAAAGGCUGGUCGACGGAGAGAUAAGAAAACUGCGAGGGCCAUAUCACAUGAAUCUAGUGGUGGUGCUAAGUCUACACUGCCACACAUGCCGCAUUCAAUGCAUAAUUUAUUAGAGGUACCUUGUUAUAACCGCUGCCGAAAGGCCGGAAGGAAAAGAUCCCGCUCCCAGGUCCACAAUCUUGCCUCGUCAUCAUCAUCCGAAGAGUCUGUAUCCAACGCAUCGGUAAACUCGGUAGCAUCAGCAAGAGAACUGAGACUACCAGACCUUGAUAUGCAGGAUACGUCCUCUAAGAUAUCGUCAAAUUUGGAUCUCACAGAAGAUUCUCGGAAGCCGCUCAAAGUUAACAAAUUGAGGACCAUCAGUAAUCAAAUUAGAUUCCUACGCCGACUCGAGAGAAGUUUGAAAAUGAAACAGAGCUGUCGUGAGAUAUCUGAUGAUGAAGGUGAUGAAUCAUCCAGUGUCACGUCACCGUUACUGCAAGGCCGAAAGGAUCUAAACAGGAUGUCGGGCCAUGCGAUAUCCGCCCCUAUAUUGAGUGCAGCACGACCAAAAAUGACGAGGCAACGACGAUACGAUAAGUCAUUAGUUCACGACGAAACAAGGACGUUAAGUGCUCUUGGUCAUGAUAAUUCCGAUUGAUUUAUUUCGUAUUUGAAGUGGUUUAUUUUAUUCGAACUUGUGAAGAACAAUAUUUGGAAUCUAGACUAAUGUCGUAAUAAUAACCUAUUCUCUGAUUCUCAUUUACCCCUGCGGUAAUAGUUUUUUAUGUGCAAGUACUUCUGUUACGAAAAGGAAUAUAUACACUGACCUAUAUUUUAAAUCACUGGACUUGCGGCUGCCAAAGUGCUUUUGUGCCUGUUUGAUAUUCGCCAUUUUGGCGCUGUUGUCCAUGUAGCGAGAGUCUGCGGUACUAAAACUAGUGAUGACAACCUAGUGGACAACAUAGAUAGUGGGAAACUAUUUACAAAAAACAUAUGUACUUUAUUACGUUGAUUCUUGUAUAAAGUAUAAAUAGCACGGAAAACGAUCAAAAUAAAUUCAAAAUGUAAAAAUACUUCAGAGUAUUGUACGUUCCUUUGCAGCCAUUUGUAUUAUACGUCAAAAUUAGUUCUCUGGACGCUCGCGAGUGGCGCUUCAAAUAGGCACAAAAAAUUUGCUGUCAAACGUAUGGAACAGCCUGUCCAGUGGUAUUCAAACAGGCCAGGGAAUAUAUUUUUCCAAUAAACCGCCCUCACCAUUGAAAAAUACACGAAAAAUUUGAUAUUCGAGUUCAAAUUUACAAAAAUUCUAAGCUAAUGUGAUAAUA
Leptidea sinapis is the source of this 3405-nucleotide messenger RNA. RefSeq lists its product as uncharacterized. Bases 123 to 2738 code for a protein of 871 amino acids. NCBI's taxonomy places the organism in Eukaryota, Metazoa, Arthropoda, Insecta, Lepidoptera, Pieridae. The record is from RefSeq and is a predicted model, not a curated record. The transcript is spliced from 7 exons.